ACACAGGACUCUCUCUCUUUCUCUUUCACUCUCUCUCUCUCUCUCUCUCUACAUGCACCCGAACCAGAGAAGUAACAAAGUGAAAAAGGCUGAAACUAGGAAGAGACUUGCUUGCUGUCUACCAAAGGUGGUGAAAACUGCAAGAGCAGAGGGAAAAGAAUUGACCCUCCCCUUUUAUUUUCGUAAAACCACUUCAGUAAUGGCUUGACUUUCAGUGUUUGUUGAUUAUCUGGUGAUUCUGUUAUCUGUAUGUUGCUUCGAGUUUUUGGGAAUUCAUAGUUGUUGUUGGUCUCCCUUCUUUUAGUCACGUUGGAGAUUUUUGCAACGAUCUAUAAAACCAUCAAGCGCAGGAAAAAUCCUUGCUUUUGAACGAAGAUCUCCCUCUUCUGCUGAAGUCAUACAUGCUUAUAUGGUGAUCACUCACAAUUUGGUCAGUCUCGGCUGAACUAUCACAUGCUCGUACGAGUUCAUCCUGCUAGAGGAAUCUUUAUCUUGGAAAAUUGCAUUAGCAAUAAGACCAGAGUGAUCAGGUGGAAUCUUUCUUGGUGGAGUGUGACUUGAGAGACAUGUUGGUGGCCUGAGAAACAAUGCCAAACCAGCUAUGGUUUGCACCGCCAGUGAUCUACAAGAAUGGAAGGACUUCCCAAAGGGGCUCAAGGUCCUUCUUCUUGACCAAGAUUCUGAUUCUGCAUCAGAGAUAAGAUCAAAGCUGGAGUUAAUGGACUAUACUGUUUCUACAUUCUGCAAUGAGGACGAGGCUCUAUUGGCAAUAGCAAGCAAACCUGAUAGCUUCCACAUAGCUUUGGUAGAGGUGAAUACAAGCUGUGAUGGCAGUUUCCAGUUCCUUGAAGCCGCUAGAGACUUGCCUACCAUCAUGAUGUCAAAUAACCAUUGUCUCAGCACCAUGAUGAAAUGCAUAGCCCUUGGUGCGGUGGAGUUCCUCCCCAAGCCGCUCUGUGAGGACAAGCUCAGGAAUAUUUGGCAGCAUGUCGCCCACAAGGCAUUUAAUGCAGGGGUCGGAGGGGUCUCGGAUUCUUUGAAACCCGUCAAAGAAACUUUGGUCUCCAUGUUGCAGCUUCCAGUGAAAAAUGAGGAUGAGAACAAUGACGAGUCAGUAGAAACGAGAAAAGCAUCCCUUCAUGAAACCGAUCGAGAGAUGUCCACCGCGAGUGAUAAGUAUCCAGCGCCAUCGACUCCGCAGUUGAAGCGAGGCACGCUGCUCCUGGAUGAUGGGGAUUGCCAAGAUCAAACCAACAGCACAGUCGAGAAGGAGAGCGGGGAGCAAGAUGGAGAGUCAAAAUUCGUCGAAACAACUUGUGAUGAUUCAAUGUCUGAGAACCCCCGGGAAGCUCAAGGCCAGAGAGUUAGGGAGGGGCCGGUAAAAGAGGAGGACAAUUCAGCCGACAACUCUAAGUGCGAGAGCAUGGUAUCUCCGCUCUCCGAAAACAAAGAUGGGCCCCGCGAUUCACAUGGUUCCGACGAUAAUCUAAGCAAAGCAUCUAGUCUUCGUAAUUCUGUCGGAACACGGGUUAACAGGAAGAAGAUGAAGGUUGACUGGACGCCAGAACUGCACAAGAAAUUUGUGCAGGCGGUGGAGCAGCUUGGUGUGGACCAAGCCAUACCUUCUCGCAUACUUGACCUUAUGAAAGUCGAAGGCCUGACAAGGCAUAACGUGGCGAGUCAUCUCCAGAAAUACCGUAUGCAUAGGAGACACAUCUUGCCCAAGGAAGACGAACGAAGAUGGCCGCACUCUCGCGAUGGGGUCGCCAGGAGUUACUAUCCGCAUCGACCCAUCAUGGCCUAUCCGCCUCACCACUCUGGUCACCCCCUUCCACCAGGAGCAGCCUAUCCAGUGUGGGCGCCGCCCAGUAACCAUCCGGCUGGCUUGCAGAUGUGGGGGCCGCCUGGCUAUCCGCCAUGGCACACUCCUGAAAACUGGCAUUGGAAGCCUGCCUAUCCUGGGUUUCAGAUGCACGCCGACGUGUGGGGUUGCCCAGUGAUGCCGCCUUCUCAUCACAGUCCCGGCUUUGCCUUUCCUCCGAAUGCACCCGGUUGCCAUGGUCCCGACAGGUUGGAAAACAGCUUCGCCGGAAACUUGUUUGAUUAUCAUCCGGAUGAGGAAGUAAUUGACAACAUUGUGAAGGAGGCGAUAAGCAAGCCAUGGCUGCCUUUGCCCUUGGGGCUCAAGCCUCCUUCCACGGACUCUGUCCUAGCCGAGCUCUCCAGGCAAGGUAUCCCCAGCAUCCCUCCCCAUGCUAACCGCCCCGGCCCGUGCUGACAUGGCCGGCCAUCGCCGGCUCCGUCCCCAACAAACUUAGCGGCUCCCCGAGUCCGGACCCCUAGAUUGACGGACAGCGCGAGGACCUACCCGAUCCAACGGUUCAUGUUCCCGGUCCACCCAAAUUUGGCCGACGUCAAGGUGACUCCCGGAUCCCUCUGCUCGGCGUUCGACAAAAGGAGGCGCGUGGGAAUCACGCGCCGUGUGGUAGGAUAUGACGUGGCGACGAGGUGAGCGCGCGCGCUUUGAUCUCAUCCAACGGCGGAGAAUAAAGGUGGGCAACCAGAAGCUUUCCGGGAGGCGCAGGCGAUGUGGGCGGCUGGGAAAUCGCCACGUAGGUCGACUCCUCCCCGCAUUUUGGUGGCGUCUGUGGUUGUAAAAUAACAUAAAAGUCAAGUCGCCUAUUACAACAAAAGAGGAACAGGGCUUGGAAUUUGGAGUUACGUUAGUUGAGCCUUGGUUGGAUUUUGG
This is a messenger RNA of Rhodamnia argentea, 2749 nucleotides long. Its product is annotated as two-component response regulator-like APRR2. Gene Ontology annotation, biological process: positive regulation of DNA-templated transcription; phosphorelay signal transduction system. The transcript has 13 exons. Gene Ontology annotation, cellular component: nucleus. The record is from RefSeq and is a predicted model, not a curated record. Lineage: Eukaryota; Viridiplantae; Streptophyta; Magnoliopsida; Myrtales; Myrtaceae. The coding region runs from base 602 to 2278 and encodes 558 amino acids. Gene Ontology annotation, molecular function: DNA-binding transcription factor activity; transcription cis-regulatory region binding.